Molecule: messenger RNA, 423 nt
Organism: Paramuricea clavata
Lineage: Eukaryota; Metazoa; Cnidaria; Anthozoa; Malacalcyonacea; Plexauridae
Source: the annotation of a GenBank genome assembly
AUGAGGCAAGCAAGGAAGAAGGGACUUUUAAAUGACAAAGAUAAACGACUCAGACUUUCCUACGCGCGUGAAAUGACAAGAGUUUUACGUGACCACUCAGAUUACUACACUAAUCACGUGGCUUUCUAUCUGGACGCAGUAUCGUUUGUACACAAGAACGACCCUCGUAAGGCAGCAAUUCAACCGAACUCGCGAGUGUGGAGAAAGAAAGGGGAAGGGCUUGCCGUCACUGCGAAAGGCAGCAAAACUCUGGCAGGUGGGAUACGCCUUCAUGUUCUUGCAGCCAUCGCUUGGGGCAAGGGUAUCAUCCUCAGCAAGGUCUACAAUAAAAUGAACGGUGAUUUUUUCGCAGAAUUUGUCCAAAAUAACUUUAAUUUGUGUUUUGGAAAAGCAGGACCUAAAACCGGAAGAAAGAGAUUGUUU